AUGGUGCAUCCUCAACCGCAUAAAUCGCCAUCACCAGAACCAUCGCUGGCGAAGGUGAAAGAGGCGAUGAAGGACGAUGCCGGCACAGCAGCGUGCACGAUCCUGUCGAUUGAGCCGGAAGGGGCAACCCGCGACAUUGAACAGGAGCUAUUUCUGAGCGAACCACCUUUGUUUGGCGUGAGCUCACUCAACUCGGCUAAGAUCAUGGAAGUUCCUGCCUUAACGGCACCGAGAGCACCACCACGACCGUCACGCGACCGGACAUCAAGCGUUAACUAUCUAAAGGGCCAAGUGGCACGCUCUCAACCAGUUCCGACAUCGACAUUUUCGUCCACGGUGGUGGAGUUCGUUCAUGAUGUUACUUUACAACAUCAAUCUCAAGCGCAAAUGGUCGAAAAAGUGGAAUGGGUGGAGUUGCAUAGCAUUGAGAAAGGUUUGAAAUAAAC
Messenger RNA from Strongylus vulgaris, 446 nucleotides. Lineage: Eukaryota; Metazoa; Nematoda; Chromadorea; Rhabditida; Strongylidae. The record is from the annotation of a GenBank genome assembly.